This is a messenger RNA of Cebus imitator (Panamanian white-faced capuchin), 1146 nucleotides long. Its product is annotated as 60S ribosomal protein L36-like. The record is from RefSeq and is a predicted model, not a curated record. The transcript has 2 exons. Gene Ontology annotation, cellular component: ribosome; cytosolic large ribosomal subunit. Gene Ontology annotation, biological process: cytoplasmic translation. Gene Ontology annotation, molecular function: structural constituent of ribosome. Lineage: Eukaryota; Metazoa; Chordata; Mammalia; Primates; Cebidae. The coding region runs from base 754 to 1146 and encodes 130 amino acids.
GUGAGCUGAGAUCGUGCCAUUGCACUCCAGCCUGGGUAACAAGAGCGAAACUCCGUCCCAAAAAAAACCAAAAAAAAAACAAAAACUCAAAACAAUCCCAUAUGGUAAACAAAGCAGGUAUUUACUACGUUUUUCACAGAUGAAAGAACUGAGGUACACACAAUUUACAUAAAUUAUCAAUAGUCACAGAGAUCAAAAGCAGUAGAGCCAGGAUUUGAACUCAGGAAUUGCUAUUCUUUACCUGUCACCUCUUGCCUUUAUUACCUUGGAAUUUAGGGUAGUCACAUAAAAGACACUGAAUAUACCCAGUUGUCUUCUGAAUUCUAAGGUAGCCUAAAGGGUGCUAGUGCCCUCUCAAGAUUUACACCUGGAUGAAACAAUCUCUGCAGCCUGCUGUGGCCUUAGACCCUUCCAAAAUGUUUAAAAAUGACUAAUACAUCACAACAUUCCCAUGUAAUCUGAGACACUGUACUAGUCAACUCAGUCUGCUACAACAAAAUACCAGAGGAUAGGUGACUGAAACAAGAGACAUUUAUUUCUCAGUUCUUGAGGCUUAAAAGUCCAAGAUCCAGGGGCAAGUGAUUCAAUUCCUGAUGAAGGCCUUCCUCCUGGCUUGUGGACAGCUACCUCAAAUGGUGGAAAGAGAGGACGCAAGCUCCUUGUGCCUCUUCUUAGAAGGGCACUAAUUAAUCCUGCCAGAGUUCCGCACAGCGCCAGCCCUUCCGCCAUGGCCGCCAUUGGAGAGUAGCAGCCAUGGCUUUUUGCUACCCUGUAGCCGCCGGCCUCAACAAGGGCCGCAAGGUAACCAGGAACGUGAGCAAGCCCAAGCACAGUCGCUGCUGCAAGCAUCUGACCAAACACACCAAGUUCGUGCGGGACAUGAUCCGGGAGGUGUGUGGCCUCGCCCCAUACGAGCAGUGGGCCCUAGAGUUACUCAAGGUCUCCAAGGACAAAUGCGCCCUCAAGUUCAUCAAGAAAAAAGUGGGGACAAACAUCCGGGCCAAGAGAAAGAAGGAGGAGCUGAGCAAUGUCCUGGCCGCCAUGAGGAAAGCCGCUGUCAAGAAAAGACUGAGCCCCCUCCCCUGCCCUCUCCCUGAAAUAAAGAACAGCUUGAUCCCCCCAACUCCCCCGACUCCCACUGAAUAA